UAUUUUUAAACCUUUUUGACUUGCCAUCCAAAAUGGUGAACCUCUGCAAUCUUUGCCUGAAAAUACGAGUACAAGUCGUCAAAAGGGGACAUUCGCAAAAGUUUCUGCGAGCUCAGUGUGCUUUGGAAGAAUUAAUUCACAAUGCAGAUGAUUUAAACAGUAUUUGUUUACCAUGCCUCGCUAAGCUGGAAGGACUGAUCACUUUUAAAAGAUUCAUUGAACAUAACAUACAGGUGAAGAAACGCAAACGACCUGCCCCACCAGAUGUACAUGAUUAUGCUACAAAGAAGAUUCAGUUUGAAAUUCAGACUCAUACAGUUUCACAAACUGAUCCAAAAAUUGCCGCUACUUCAAAUACAGCCACUUUAAAAGCUUUUUCUAUAGACACAAAUGAAAAAGUAACAACUACCAGUAGUUUUGCUACCACUUCUACAACAGCCACCAAAACUGUGACUUCAAGUUUGCCUGCUCACUCUGUACAAACAAUAACUGCUUCAGCAGUUACAGCAAGAGCAUCUUCUGUUUCUGCAACCAUAAAAGCUCUUACUUCACAUUUGACUGCUUCAGCAGUUUCUGCAAGAGCAUCUAAUGCUUCUACAACAACUGCCAAAUCUGUGACUUCAAGUUUGCCUGCUCACUCUGUACCAUUAACAACUGCUUCAGCAGUUACAACAAAAGCAUCUCCUGUUUCUACAACAACUGCCAAAACUGUGACUUCAAGUUUGACUGCUUCUUCUGUAUUGACAUCAUCCGCUUCAACAGUUUCUGCAAGAGCAUCUUAUGCUUCUACAACAACUGCCAAAACUGUGAAUUCAAAAUUGACUGCUCUCUCUGUUCUGACAUCAUCAGCUUCAGCAGUUAAUGUAGGAGUACCUCCUGUUUCUGCAAGAACCUUAAAACCUUUGACUUCAUGUUGGACUUCUCCUUCUGUACUUACAACAACUGCUUCAGAAGUUACUGCAAGAGCAGCUACUGCUCUUACCACAGUCUCUGCCACACAACCAACAGCAAAAGCUAAAGCCCUUGUGACAGACAAGCCUAGGGACUAUUUACAUGAACCCACUACAGCCCCCACAAGUGGGGCAACGGGUACAGUGACAGAAAGUGAGAGUGUUACCGCCAAAGAGCAUGUGGACCAUUGUUAUGCAGAAAUGAACAAUUGGGGCACGAAAGAGUUACCUGAAUGGAAGAAGAAAUUUGUUGCAAUGCCAUUUGACACUGACAAGCAGAAGAAAAUCAUUGAUGUUGUAAAACGAGCAGUAUCUAUGCUGGCUGAAAACAAAAACAGCAUUCUCUUCAAUAUUGCCCCUGGCGUGAGUGGUGAGACAGUAUUCUCGGACGCAUAUGCAGAACUUAAGAAGAAUGUCCCCUUUCUGUUCGAUCUCCUCGAUGAGGUAGUGGGGAAUAACGGGAACAAGCCGGCAACCAUCGCCCUCAUCUACUCCAUGAUUGUCAACAGCCGUAACAAGAACGCCUCCGCAAUUCAACGAAUACUUACUGUUCUUGCUGUCAAGUGCCAUGCGAACAAUGAUCUUCUCGCAAAGCUGAACAAGCUGCACAUCACCCUAUCAGAGCAUUCAAAACGGAACAUCAUGAAGGAGUUGAAAUGUCACGAGUAUAACCUCCAGAAGGUAAAAGAGGGGGAUGACAUACAACUUCUAGAGCCGCCACCGGAACCUGCACUGUUUAGUAAUGGUUAAUUGCCAUUCCAUGGCAUGCAGUUAUAACAAGUCAAACUGUUUUUACAUCAUUUUGUGAAAACUGGGCUUCGUGCAUGAGUGUUAAGGGUCAUCACAGAUCAGCCUGUGCAGCCUGCUUAUCUGCAGGGUUGACACUCUCUGAUUUAAUGCAUCUUUUCUUUUGAAGGAAGUCUCUUUUAACCCUUUCAGUGCGGAAACCGAAUUUUGAAGGCCUUUGCAAACAGUUUGGAUCCAGAUGA
Dreissena polymorpha is the source of this 1939-nucleotide messenger RNA. RefSeq names its product platelet binding protein GspB-like. The transcript is spliced from 6 exons. The record is from RefSeq and is a predicted model, not a curated record. Lineage: Eukaryota; Metazoa; Mollusca; Bivalvia; Myida; Dreissenidae. The coding region runs from base 33 to 1700 and encodes 555 amino acids.